This is a messenger RNA of Cercopithifilaria johnstoni, 240 nucleotides long. NCBI's taxonomy places the organism in Eukaryota, Metazoa, Nematoda, Chromadorea, Rhabditida, Onchocercidae. The record is from the annotation of a GenBank genome assembly.
AUGCAUCUUUUCAGUACUUUCCUAUUGGUCAAUUGUGCUGUUUUCGUUGCGCAAGCAUGCAUUCCAUCACAGAUGGGAAAGAUGGAGCCAGGACCACCAGGACCGGAUGGGCUUGAUGGAGAAGAAGGACCUGAAGGACCAAGAAGAAUAAAAGGUCCUCGAGGAGACACGGGACCAGUUGGAGAGCGACGAGGAGAGCAAGGGCCAAGUGGAACGGAAUAUGAAAUUUGUCGUAAUUAA